Molecule: messenger RNA, 8475 nt
Organism: Macrobrachium nipponense
Lineage: Eukaryota; Metazoa; Arthropoda; Malacostraca; Decapoda; Palaemonidae
Product: fasciclin-2-like
Exons: 19
Coding region: 1535-5608 (1357 amino acids)
Biological process (GO): cell adhesion
Cellular component (GO): membrane
Molecular function (GO): protein binding
Source: RefSeq, a predicted model, not a curated record
UGGGUGGUCGACCAUGUUUGUUGCGUAUGUGUCUUGUCGUUUGAUUGAUAUUGCCUGGCGAAGUGGUUACCUGAAAGUAUUCAAAGUUUUAGGCAUUUAUUGAUUCGUUAGAAAUUAUUCGGAGAAAAAUACAGUUCUACCUUAUGCGACGAAAAGUUAUCAUGCUUCUCCCAAGUUCAAAAUGUCUAUUUCGGAAGGGACGAUGCUACGGAACGGCAAGUGUAAUUGAAAAUAACACUGCUUUCGAAAAAUGAAGUCGACCGUGUGCUCAGCUACGUCGAACUCGUACGCUCUUUUUGAAAAUGAUUCAUGUGACAAAUCAUGAAUCUGCGGACAAAGAGAUUUGGCCUUUGCUGUCGUUUCGUUUUUGUCUUUUUUUUCUCUGUCUUUCUCUCUCUCGUGACAGUACAGAUGAGUCAGGAUGAGUCCGUUUCGUGACGACAGACGACGACCAGGUCGCUCCGGUCAUCGUCGGCCUCUGAUGAUGAAAAGUGAUGGAUUGACAAGGCACCAGUCGAUGACGUCAUGGGUCAUCACGCGAGAGACAGCUCAUCAUCGUCCCACAGUGACCGGGUUCCGGCGCAUCCUGUUGGUGAACCUUGGUCCUGCCUGAGGUGCAAAGAGUGUCUGGUGAAUAGACUUGAGAAUGUAUACUUUGAUGAGGCUGUUUGAAAAUGUUCACUGAUUUUGCUUUUGGAGUAUAUCAUCAAUUUAUGACUGAAUAAUGAAUAGAAAGUGAGUAACAAAAAUCAUUGCGAACGAACUUGAUAAUGUACUUUUACUAUGCUUGGGAAUGUGUCAUUGAAGUAUACUUAGCGACUGAAAGAUUCUCAGGCAUAUUAUAGUGACUAUUCUUAGAAUAUACAGUGAAUGGCUUUAGAAGUGCUCAACGAACUCUUAGAUUGCGUAAUUGAAAAUGAAUAGCGGUUGUAUUUGAGAUCCUUGGUCGAUAUUUAAAAAAGGAACAAACUUCUUGUGCAGUUAAUGACCUUGAAAAUACAUAUCUACGCCAAAGUUAAAUUAAUGUAAAAUGUUAAAUGGUUGUGCAUAACGUACACGAAGCAUUGAGUGCGCAUAUUUUUGUCUGCGUAAGGUACACGCAGGUAAUGUGUAGGCGUACCUUUGCUGUAACCGGACAUACUUCUCGAUCGUAGCGAAUUUUCGUUAUUUAAGGUCUUAUAUUCGAGAAUCCAGUGAAGUUUGCAAAUCUUGUAAAAGCGCGGAUGUUCCUUUGUGACAAAAACGGCGAUACUAGCUGACGGGUGCUCGUGUGUUAUUUGCGUGCGAGCAGACAAGCACUGUUAAAAUUGUAACUUCAUCAAUAAGGUGUGACUGCCACGAAUGACAUCAAGCACAGUCACUCACAGUUGUAAACUGGUGAUUCUCCAAGCAACUGAGUAGGACUUUAAACCGGUUAGCAUCAGGAAAAACGAGAGACACGGUCCCGGAAGGAACUUAGUAGGCAACGCCUUUCGCCUGUAAGGCCUACAACUACAUUUGAGGUUCAGUCCAGCUGUGGCGAGACUUCGCAGCCAUGACGUCGCUUAGCACUGCCUUACUCACCCUUCUAGCUUUAAUACACGUGAGCGUGGCUCAGGGGCCAUCUCUCCAACUGUUGCCUGCGAGCAUCCUCAAAGCCCUCAACGACGAUGUGUACGUGUCCUGUACGGCCAACGUGGACGACCCGGAUCUGGUCACCGAGAUGAAGUGGGUCGGGCCCAAUGGCCAGGCCAUCCCCAACGACGACAACACGAUCAUAACCAUGGAAGGCAUUGGAGGUCCAGGAAAACUGGAUUUGAUGAUCAAUAAACUCCAGGAAAAAGAUACUGGUAUCUACAACUGUACUGCCAUUUAUGCUGGCAACCAGAAGUUGAGUGCAGAACUAAUGGUGGAAGCUUUUCUGGACAUUGAUUUCGGUGACACACCAGGUCAUCAGACGCCUUUUAUUGGCACCGAAAGCAAAAUUCGUUGCACUCCAGUUGCUAAACCAGCUCCAAGAGUUGACUGGCUAAAGGACAGCAUUCCUCUAAGAAAUGAUGACAACCACAUAAUUCAGCAAGAUGGUGUACUAAUUAAAAAGGUUACUGAAGCUGAUGAAGGUAUUUAUAGAUGCCGAGCCCGUGUACCUGAAAUUGGGUCUAUUGAUUACAGAGACAUUCAGGUUGAAGUCUAUGUACCUCCUCAAAUUAACAUUGCCCCUGAAAAUGUAACAGGGGUAGAGAAAGAAACUGUAACAUUUAAGUGUGGUGCUAAUGGUAAACCUCAGCCAGUUUACUCAUGGGUCAACAAAGAUAAUGAGCCUCUAGAAGACCGAGAAGGUUAUUUUGUUGACCCUGAGAAAGGAGUUCUAACCAUCAUGGAACUGAAACCUGAACUUGGAGGAACAUACAGGUGUACCGCAAAGAAUCCAGCUGGUGAGGACACUGCAAAGGCUAAUCUGCUGGUUCUUACAAAGCCAAAGGUGGAAACAUUCCUUAAUAUCACCCAAGCUGUAGACCUUAAUGCAGAGAUGAGAUGUGUUGCCACUGGCAGUCCACUUCCCAAGAUUAUAUUUAAGAAGGAAAGCAAUGAAGAUUCAUUCCAAGAUGGCAUUAAUGUUGAUGAUAGAAUUGAAAUUGAACAAGCUGAAGAUGAGGAGGGACGAAGAGUGGGCAUCUUGAAGAUCAGAGGUGUUCAUCGCAGUGAUGAUGGUUUAUAUACCUGCACAGCUAAGUCAGAAGGGGGUACUACUCAAGUUUGGGGACACAUCACAGUGGAAUUCCCUCCUACUUUUGAAGAAGAAGUGAAGACUGAAGAGUGGACUUGGGAACAAGCACCAGUCAACCUCACUUGUCUUGCAACUGCUAUUCCAAAUGCAACAAUUCAGUGGUAUUUCCGUAAUGUAGAGAUUAGUGCUCUUGAUGAGAACCUGAAGAUUUUGAGCUACGGUCCCCUUGGAGUUCUCAAUAUCAAUCCUAGCCAAAGCUACUAUGGGACGUACACCUGUGAAGCAACAAAUAAGCUUGGAAGAGCUGAACAUAACUUGGAGCUUAGAGAAGCACACGUUCCAGGACCUGUUUCAGGAGCCGAGAUUUUGAAAAAGUCUGCAACUACAAUCACAUGGAACAUACUUGAUCCAGCAAGCAAUGGUGGCUUACCAAUUCAGAGCUACAUUGUUGAGUACUGGCUCCGUAACAGUGGAAUUGAAACUGCAAAAACAAAAAUCUGGACAAAAGGUUCCACUUACACCCUUGAAAGCCUCCAACCUCUAGAAACUUACAUUUUCCGUUUUGCUGCCAAGAACGAAGCUGGACGUGGUGAAUGGAGUGGUGAUAAGGUUGAGGAGAUGCCCAAACGUGCUGCCCCUGAGGAACCAUGGAUAUAUAACUCAGAUUCUCUUGUGGUUGAAAACCCCUACAAAGAUGAAUAUAAACUUCAGUGGAGUGUACCUUUGGACAAUGGCGAACCCAUUGAUCACUUCUCUAUAUUGUAUUUCCAGGUUCAUAAUACUUCUGGGAAGUGGAUAAAUGUCGGUGAAAAGUUGAGUGAUAAGUCAAAAUACCCAGGGCCCACAGAGUUCACCAUUAAGGACCUUGAUCCUGAUACCCAUUACAAGAUUGAGCUUCGAGCUCACAAUGAAAUAGGUUACUCAACUCCAGCUGAAAUCGUAAUCAAGACAGCACAUGAUCCAUCGUCGAUGUCAGGUACCGGGGGGAAGACGACGUACAGUAGCGUUGCCCCCUCCACCACUACCCCCGCCCACGACCCAGUUGGCCCUCAACCAUCCACUGGUGGAGUUGGAACAGGACUCAUUGUCGGCAUCAUUGUCAUCGUUGUACUCAUUGUUAUUGUGGUUGCUGAUGUGAUAUGCUAUUGUACCAAGAAUGCUGGUUUGACUGCAGCCAUUGUGGGUAAGAGAGGAUCUAAGGACAAAGACAAAGAAGCCAUGCUUGAAGACGGAAAGAAUGCAAGUGCUGAUACCCUCAACGAAGAGUCCAAGGAUGAAACCAAACCUCUUGAUGAAAAACCACUCCCUGAGAAGGAAGUCCCCAAAGACCUCGAGAAAAAAGUUGAUAUUAUUUCUGAGAAGGAGACUGAUGAGAAACACGAGGGAAAUGGUGAGAUGAAACCUGUAAAAGAAGAAGAUGCCAAACCAGUCCAGCAGGAAAGUGAUGAGAAGGCCAAGGAGGUGACUGAACCCACUGAAACCACACCUAUGAUUCAAGGAAGUCUACAUGUCAACAAUUCACCAGUAAAUUCAAAAUUCAUAAAUGUACAUCAUGGAAAGAUUUGGGCUCAAAUGCAGAAACAAAGUCUGCAAACACAGACGCCUACUACUAGAAUUCGAAGAACGCCCCAUCAUUUGGUUGACAACUAUCGAAGGUCCUACUCAGAAAGUCAUUAUUUAGAAGAUAUACCAAAUUCUUUUGAAGAAACAAGUAAUGAUUUGAAAAACACAUCUACAAAAAUGGACAGCAAUUUUUCAGGAAGUUUUAAAAAUGCAUAUGAGGAAAUAGGGUAUGGGCAAGAUGGACAUCCACUUAGUUGGAAGUUAGCCAUGGAGAAUCCAGUAUUUAAUGCAAGUAGUCGCCUACAAAGUAGUAAAAGCACGCCAGCUUUGGAUUAUGACUCUGACUCAUCAGUUGAUUCAACAUAUGAUGUUCCUUUUAAGGUUAAAGUUCCAAUAAGGUAUUCAUAUACACCAGAACCAUCUGUACUUUGUAGGAACAGACAAGUAAAACCACCACUUCCUGUAAGAAAUCCUGAAACAAAGCUAACUUGUAGUCAUGAAAACCUUCUCAGCAAUGGCAAGAAUAGAUAUAUGCCAUCCUUUACUGGGAGUCAGUGUUCACUUAAAGCUUCUUUAUAUGAAGAAGUGAAGGACCCAGAGGAUAGUGAAUUUGAAGUUAUGGAUAGUAGGUCCAAAAUAAGAUAUGUUAUGUCCAGCAAGGAAGCUUUAGAUAGAUUGUCAGUAGAUGCACUAGGACUGGGAACCAGUAGAGAAUCAAUUUCUCAUAAUCACUUGAAAUCUCCAUCUAAUGCUAGUAUGGAAAAUUUUGUUGCCAAAUUCAUUCCUCAGUCAACAUAUCAACCACCCAGCCAGAACUCAUAUACCACGUUUUAUCAGCCUAAUGAUGCUCCAUUUUAUUUGAAAAAACCAAAAGUAGCAUUUGGGAUUGCUGAAUAUGAUAAACAAAUGAAAGCACAACCUACAAUCGCAAAUAAAGUAGUUGAGAUACCCACUAAGAAGCCACGACAGUUUGAAACUCAGGAUGGAGAGUUUUCCUCUCCAUUAGUGAAAAUAUCUAAUCAGAAAAGUAUAGUAAUAUCUCAACCAAGAAAGCCAAAAGUUCCACCACCACCAGUUCCAGCUUUCAAGAAACCAUCAACUCCUGUUUCUGAGAAAAGUAACCAUAAAACAGUUACCACAUUGUAUUUUGUUGAGCGUCCUAAGUAUCCAAAUCUAAGUCAGAGUGUAGACAGACUAGAUGAUGGAUUUUAUUCACCACCAGAAGAAAGCUCAUCACCUUUGUAUGUGCAGUCUUCAAUGUCUUCUGCAAGAUCACUGGGUAGUCUUUUGUCGUCGGAAAGAAGUCAGCGAUCAUACAACCAACCAACCCUGAUUUAGUGUUGCAUGCUAACUUGCUUAUAAUUAGAAUAGCCUUGCAAAAUUGAUGCUAAACUUCAGUGAAAAAGAUGACAAGGAAGCUAUCUUGAAGGAAGAACAGAAAGAGGAGGAACUGAAGAAAAGUGAAUCUAAGGGAAGUGUGACAAAGGAUUCACCAGUGUAGAUCUUCAUCUUAAAACUAGUCUUUUAAUAUUUAAAUUCUUGAAUAACACAGGCUAGUUCAGGCCUCAUUUAUUCUCAGUGAAUGUGUCGCAGGAAUGAAACUCAUUUUAAGUGUUUUUACAAACAAGUUAAAAGUUGUGAUCCGCAGAAUUUUUAAGGAAAUAGAAAUAUGCCUUGUCUGAGGAGUUUGACAAACCAAAACCAGGGUUUUUUAGACUUAGAAAAUGGAUUUACAUUUAGUUAUAUGAUAAACACAACCUUUUUGAUAUUUCUUUCUCUUUAGAACUUUUAGCAGAGGUAUGAGACAUUCUUAAAAAUUUGUAAUGGACCUAUCAGACAAAGGAAACAAGCAGUGAAGUAAAUAUUAAACUCUACUGUCAGAUUGUGAGUAAUGUUCGUUACAUCUGUUAACUGUAGGGCGUUAUACCACUGUCCCCCGGAAUGUCCAUUGGUAUGAAAAAUAGUUUUAUACCCAGAGCAUUUUUGGGAAGGUCUUGAAAGUAGUGCAGGACUGUGCAAAGUAUUUAAGCUCACUUUUGUGUGAGUUGUAUACAGUAUAUUUUACAGUUUACCAUUUGUUGCAGUGGUGACAGUUGAAGAUUCUCAAGGUUAGAUAUAAUUUUUUUAUUGAAAAUUGAAAGCUGCAUUUCGAAGAGACUUAAUUUUAUCUCAUUUUAUGGGGAUAUGCUGUCACAGAAUAUUUAAAGUACUAGUACCUUUGAUGAGUUUAUAUUUUAUUACUUCAAGUGAGAUAUGUGUGCAUGGAGAAUUUUGCCAUCUUUGCUGUGCUGAUUGUAGCCUUAUGAAGUAAAGGAUGAAAGUCAGUGUUCACAAAAUAAUUGCUAUUAUUCAAUAUCUGAUCCAUAUAUGUGAAAACAGUAUGUGCACUUGGUAUUGCCUUUAAUGUAUGUGUAAAAUCUCUCCUUAUUGAUUUUUUUACAGUCCAAGAAAAAACAUGCAGAAAUUGAUUAAAUUUUUUUUGAAGACUGAAGUGUAUGUUAUACAUAGCACUGCAGAUUUUUAUUAACUAGGCCUAGUCAUGUAGCUUAGCCAAGUUAUAAGAAAUGUGUGAUAACUGUUUGGCUCCUGAGCUAAACUCUUGUACACUCAGAUAAUUUUUUAGUGCAAGCAAAGUUUUGUAAAUGAUGUACUUGGCUGAUUUUUAGUACUACUAAUUUCCAAAAAAUCUAUUGUAAGAGUUCCAAUACUGUAGUACUUUAUUUUGUGCAUACUGCAUUAGCAGUUGCAGUUUUAGGAGCUAUGUAAAUUGUGUAAGAACUCAAAUUCUGUAACAAUUGUGAUGGACCAAAAUACAAUAUUUUUAAGUAUUGUAAUUGAAUUAAACUGCACUUAAGUAAGAGUAAUUAUUUUCACAGUGAUUAUAAUUAAUUGUACAAACAUAGUUCCAAGCUCUACUUAUUACUGAGCUUGCCAAGAUUUUGUUCACUAGUUUCUCAUGGUGUCUUAGCAUCCUGGGUCUUUAAUGAUUGAAACUGUUUGCUCCACAUCAUUCCAUGUAUUUUGAAGUCAUAUAGAGGUAUCCAACAUUUCCAUGAAGAUAGUGACUUACAUAUAUGCUCUGCAGGCUCAUAAGUCUUACCUUGCAGUGUGUAUUAUAUGACAGGAAAAACUAAUGUGAUGUUUUGAGAGGGGUUCGAAAGUUACAAAAGUAGCUCUGUCAGCUCGGUAUGCUGAUGCAAUUUGACACUUACAAAUAACAAGAUAUAGAACUAAUUGUGUUAGCCUGUUAUGUUGACACACAGUUUGAUGCUGUUAACGCGUCGUGUAUUUUCUUUAGCUAAGUAUUGGGUUAGAAGUUGUAUCAAAUACAACCAAACUCUUAGUGACAAGAUCAUGAUCAUAAAUUCUGAAAUGACACUUCAGUUCAUAACGUAGUUUGAUGCUAGUUGUCUGGUUUACUGAGGCAUAAAAUUGUUAAUGCAUGAAAAAUAUUUUUUCCCCUUUUUGUUGUCAUUAAUCCUCAUAGGGAAUUGUACGUAAGUGGUCAAAUUUGAGAAUUUUAAAGUACUUACCUAUGCUCAAGUGCCAUUUAAGAAUUUAAUUGCUAUAUGGCUCAUCAGUAUAUUGCAUAAGACAACACUGGGCUGAUUUUGAGAGAGUAGACAUGGCUGUUUGAUACUGAAAGAGGCAGACCUAGGCCACAGUCACAGCUUUCUUUCGUAUGAGGUUGUAAAUAUAUUAGUACAGUAUAAACAUUUAACAUCAUCCUAUUUGAGAGAGUUUUGGCUGUGCCAAUUUAAAUUAAUUUAAGUCAAAUAAUAAAUACAUUUUGAGUAUGCUGGCAGUUCAAUUUCUCUUUUCAUAAAGUUAAUCUUAUAUCUUUCAGUAACCCACCUACUUACAACUACUUUCUCCAAUAAAAAGAAAAUCAUGAUAUAGUCAAAUUAGGAAUAAAAACUUUGAGGAGUUUUUGUAUUAGUAAAUCCUGAAUGCUAGAGACUGUUCACUUAUCUUCAUCUACAGAACUAAGAAAAUAAGGCUUUUUCUAAUUUGUAGUCCCUUAGAUUUACUGCUGAAGUAGGGAUUUUUUAUAACGAGAUGAUAGUAAAGCAUUUAAUUUUCAGUACGGACGGCCACAUCUCUCUCUCUACCCAUGUGUAAUAUAAGGUCAGCUUUUUUUAUUGUGAUUAUGUAUGACUAAGCUUGUCUGUACUCCCGUGUGGUGAAAAAAAUGUCUGCCAUUU